UUGUCAAACUCCUGACCGGCAGUUGUUAUCAGUGUUAUCUGUAGCCUGAUGUGUUUUGACUUGAUAUGUUUACUGGCUGAUUCUGAAAUUUUCAUCCUUAAAAUUUCUGAAAUUUCGUUUAAUUACUUUUUGAAAUUAUAAAUCAAUGAUUGAUCUCAUUGUGAUCCUUUGACCUUUUUUUAAAUUUUAUUAAAUUACUUUAUGUGCUAAAGAAAUCUUAAAUAUCUUUUUAUAUUUUAAAAUGGCAAACCCAAUUCAAUCUUACUCUCCUGAGUUAGACCAUAAGAUAAAGGAAUGGUUCAGUUGGAAUAAGAAUGAGGAGUUUCAUAAAGAAGCGGAAGCUUUGUUGGGUACUGAUGAUAAAAAUCUUCUCUCGAAAAUAUUCCUUCAAAGAAUAGAAUUUGGUACAGCUGGAUUACGUGGACGAAUGGGUCCAGGAUAUUCCCAAAUGAAUGAUUUAGUAGUAAUCCAAACAGCUCAAGGAAUUUUCCGAUAUUUAGAAUCAUUAAACAUUCAUACCAAAGGUAUCAUGAUUGGAUAUGAUGGGAGAUACAACAGUAAAAGGUUCGCAGAGUUGACAGCUGGAAUAUUUCUGCAUGCAGGAGUUAAAGUAUACCUAGUUUCCCAAGUAUGUCCUACCCCCUUUGUUCCUUUUGGUGUAACUAAGUUCAAUACUGCUGCUGGCAUUAUGGUUACUGCUUCACAUAAUCCAAAAGAAGAUAAUGGUUACAAAGUUUAUUGGACCAAUGGUGCUCAGAUAACAAGCCCACACGAUAAGACAAUUACUCAAUUUAUAAAUGAUAAUUUAGAGCCUUGGGUGAACUCUUGGGAUACUUCAAUUUUAGAAAUGAGUGAGCCCUUAUUGAUCGAUCCGUUAAAUGAAAUAAUGGUAGCCUAUUAUGCAAUAAUCAGAGGCAAUGUCAAUGAUUCUGAAAUAAAUAACAAUGCUAAUUUUCGUAUUACAUACACUGCUAUGCACGGAGUUGGGUAUCCUUAUGUAGUUGAAGCAUUUAGGAGUGCUAACUUUAAGGAACUUAUACCUGUUAAAGAACAAAUUGACCCUGAUCCUGAAUUUCCAACAGUCAAGUUUCCCAAUCCUGAGGAAGGAAAGAGUGCUCUUGAUCUUUCUUUUAAAACAGCAGAUCUUAAUGGCUCACCAAUUAUCCUUGCAAAUGACCCUGAUGCAGAUAGACUUGGAGUUGCUGAAAAAUAUGUAGAUGGUAAUUGGAAGGUCUUUAAUGGAAAUGAACUAGGAGCAUUACUAGCCUGGUGGCUGAUCCAUUUAUAUAAAGAGAAACAUCCUGAUAAUAAUUUUAAAGAUGUUUUUCUCCUUUCAAGUACUGUUUCCAGUAAGAUUGUAAAGACUAUAGCAACUGCCGAAGGAUUUAGUUUUGAAGAAACAUUAACAGGGUUCAAAUGGAUGGGUAACAGAUCUUACGAUUUAAUCAAUACAGAAAAUAAAGAAGUUUUAUUUGCUUUUGAAGAAGCUAUUGGGUUUAUGUGUGGUACAGCAGUACUUGAUAAGGAUGGGGUCUCAGCUGCUGUUACCAUAGCUGAAUUAGCUUCAUACCUUUACAAGAAUUCGGAAACACUGACUGAUAAACUGAAUUGGAUAUAUAAAAAGUAUGGCUACCAUUUAUCUGAUAAUUCAUAUUUCAUUUGUCGGGAACCAUUGGUUAUAAAAAGUAUGUUUGAUAACCUUCGAAAUUUCAACAAUUCCAAUACUUACCCACAGUCUCUUCUUGAAGGAAAAUAUAAGAUUGUUAAUAUCCGUGAUUUAACUACUGGCUACGAUUCUGAACAAACAGACAAGAAAGCUACACUUCCUUGUUCAAAAUCCAGCCAAAUGAUAACCUUUUCUUUUGACAAUGGUUUUGUAGUUACCCUAAGGACAAGUGGAACCGAGCCCAAGAUAAAAUAUUAUACUGAAUUAUGCGCUUCGCCAGAUAUACAGGAUAUUGACCAAUUGAAGAUCACUUUAAAAGAUCUGGUAGAUGGUCUAAUUAAUGAAUUCAUUCAACCUACUAAGUAUGGAUUUGAAUUCAGAAGCUUGUAAAUAAGAUAGAAAUACAUUCCUCAAAUGAUCAUUGCUUCCUGUUAAAUUUACUUGUAAUAUUUAUGUUCCUCAGUAAAGCAUCACUUAACUCAUAGUAUUUGUAUCAUAUAACCUGUUGUUAAUGUUAUAGUAGCAUGAAUAAAACAAGUUAAAAAUAAAACAAAUUUACUCAUCUCUUUUUUCAGACAUCCAAGCUUAAUUUCCUCCAUUGAAUAUGUCUCACUCUAUCACACCAACUUAAACUUCGAACACAAUUGUAGAAACAGGAAAGGUUGACUAAAUUUCUUUGGUACUACUUCACUAGCAGGCAGGGUCUAAACCUCACUUGUUAUCUAUUGUAAUGUCAACAUUACAUGGCAUUUAAAUAGUGGCGCGAAAGUGCGGGGAGAAAGCGCGUGCGGAUGGUGGGGGAAGUUCAUGUAACUCAGAAUGUGACGGGCCGCCGAGAGGUAAGGUGAUAGCGGCCAAGAAAAAAUGUGACAAGCUGUCAAGAGAGAAGGUACUAGCCAGCAAGCUGAGAAAAUAGAAAAAGGAGUCCUAGCCGGUUCGAGUGUUGAUAGAGGCCACUAGUGAAGAUUAUUGUAUGUUGGAAGAAAACAACAGCAGAAAAUAAUUAAGUGGUACAGAAAACGGGACAUUCCUAAGUAAGAAGAGAUUAUUUCGCUGGCAGGCGUAAACAUUUGGGUGAGUGCUAACAAUGCCAUUUAUGUUGACAGAGGGAUAGAACCAAAAGUUUAGACCGGGACAAAUUAUUUUAUAAAAUAUUUUAAAUUAUAAAUAAGUGUAGUUAGUAAUUAGUAAAUUAGUGUACAUUGUAGCUAUUAAAUGUUGAAUGAGUGUUCAGUUGUCAGAACCCAACCUGAGAAUUUAUGUUAUGUGUUAAAAUAAAUAAUAUAUUGAAAAAGGAAACUCGUUGUUUGAUUUAUGUUGACAAAGGGAAUGUUACACUAUGUUAUCUAACGUCACAUCACAUAACAUCCUUCUUCUUAUCCCGCCAAACCUUUCAGUUAUUACAUUGUUUAUUUUUCAGUUAUUCCAUUAUUACGUUCACUUAUUAAAUUCUUUAUUUUUGGGCUGUUUGUGUUUAUUUUUCCUUUUUUUUUUAGUUUAUUUUCGUCAAAUUAUGAAUCUUGUUACAUUCUGGGAUUUACCGUCUUCAGAAGAACAGGCUAUUGAAUAUUUUCAAAACGUUGGGAUACUUGCAGACGUGAAAUUGUGUGAACGAGGUCAUCAAAUGAAGUUAACCAGGAACGUCAAAUGGAGAUGCUGUUGUAGCACUUGUGACAUAAAACUUUCAAUAAGGAAAGGAACAUGGUUAAGGGCUCGAGGAUUUCGUUUUUAACGGCUUUAAAAUUGGUUUAUGGGUGGUCCCAUAACUUAACAACGAUGAAGUGGGGCAAAGAGCAGCUGAAACUAUCCCAACGGAGCUAUGGUAACGUGGAACAAAUGUGUAAGAGAGGUUUGUGCCCAUGACAUGUUAUAAAGUCAAGAAAAAAAAUUGGAGGGCCUAGCAAAGUGGUUGAAGUAGACGAGUCUUUUUCCAAACGAAAAAAUCUUGUGGGGAGAGUUUUACCUCAGCAAUGAAUAUUUGGUGGAGUUUGCCGAGAAACAGUUAUUUCAUUUUCAUCUUCUAUAUCUACAUAUGUUCUUUAAGUGUUUUUUUAUUAUUUCAUUUUGAUCUUUUAUAUGUACAUAUCUUCUUUAAGUGUUUUUUUAUUAUUUCAUUAAUAUAUGUGUCGUAAAAUAAAAGUUUUUUUUUUUUAUUACAUUUAUUUUUGUUUCUGUUUACUUUCAAUAAUACAAUAAUACGAAGAUAGGAAUUACGAGAAGGCUUAUCACUGCCAUCUCGGAAUUAUCAGUGUUCAGGUUACAAAUAUAGGCAGAUAGCAGUCAGUCCCGGCCUGCUAGUGAAGAAGUACCAUUUCUUCUUUUUAGAGGAUAUGGUCAUAAUAUUAAAAAGUUAAAUGAGCUGUAUAAAAGAAAAAGGAGAGGGUUUUAAACCUUAAAUUAUUUUAAUAAUUAAAGUAAAAAUAAAUAUGACUGCAAUAAAUUUUAUGAGAAAAUAAUAAUUAUUGAUGAUUAAUCUCCAUAUUUAAUUUUUAUAGAAUCUUUUGAAAGGUUGUUAAAUUACCUGCAAAAUAAUUUAAAAAAAUUCAUUGGAAUCGAACCAAUAUUAGCAAUGAUACAGCGUAUUCUAUUUUAUACAUGUUUUAUUGCAUUUUAUUACUUUCCUAUCGCUUACAGGUAAGAAAAGUAUUACAAUUGGGUCAAAUUUCCGAUGUGGAAUCAACAAAUCUUUACAUUUCAGAGCCCCUCCCAAGUCCAAUAAACACAUUUUCGGUCCAAUUUUUAAAAGAUUAUUAAACUUCC
Nezara viridula (southern green stink bug) is the source of this 4426-nucleotide messenger RNA. The record is from the annotation of a GenBank genome assembly. NCBI's taxonomy places the organism in Eukaryota, Metazoa, Arthropoda, Insecta, Hemiptera, Pentatomidae.